This is a messenger RNA of Rubroshorea leprosula, 1900 nucleotides long. The record is from the annotation of a GenBank genome assembly. Lineage: Eukaryota; Viridiplantae; Streptophyta; Magnoliopsida; Malvales; Dipterocarpaceae.
GCCCAUCUCGAACUCCACAGAGCUUGAUCAAACUCUUUUCUCAGUUUUGUUUUUCCUUUUUAGUUGUUGAAAAACUCUCCUCUGUUUUCUUUUAGUUGUUGAAAGUGUUCUGCUCUUCAAUCCUCUCUACUAAGAAUGGAUCUCUUGAUGAAGGCAGCUCAAGCAGGAGAUAUCGAUACCUUGUAUACAGCUCUUGAUCAAGAUCCAAAUCCUCUACAGCAAAUUGACAUGAAGCCAUUAGUUGAAACUCCUUUGCACAUAGCAGCAUCUGCAGGGCAUAUAGAAUUUGCCUUGGAGAUCUUGAGGCUGAAACCCUCAUUUGCUUACAAGGUAAAUAAGAAUGGAUUCAGUCCCACGCAUGUUGCUUUACAGCACGGGCAAAAAAAAAUGGCACUUCGUCUCACGAAUGCUCAUGGUGAUCUCGUCCGAGUUAAAGGAAGAGCAGGGAUCACUCCUCUGCACUAUGUGGCCGAGAAAGGAGAUAUCCAUCUUUUGAUAAGAUUUUUAUCCGUUUGCCCAAAGGCAAUUGAAGAAGUGACAGAUAAAAAUGAAACAGCGCUUCAUAUAGCUCUCAAAAACGACAAGUUGGUAGCUUUUGAAGUUCUGCUAAAAUGGUUAGAGAUUGGAAGUGAAGAGGGUCUUUUCUGGGCUAAAAAGAUCCUCAAUUGGAAGGACAAUGAUGACAACACCAUCUUACAACUUGCAAUAUCCAGGAGAGAAUUACAGGCUGUUAAAUUGUUAGAAAAUUGUAAAGCUGCGAAAUAUUUGGAUGGUUUGAGGGAAGGCCAUAACCAACUGGCCAAUGAAGAGGUUGAAGAUGGAAACACGCUACUCAAUGUAAAGGUUGAAGAUGACAUUGGGAUAGAGGUUGGGACAAAACUGAACCAAAUAGGGAGCAUCAGGGUUGAAGAUGCAAUCCAGGAUGAAGUUGAAGAUGGGACAAUCUCUGCUAUGCCUUCAGCAGCAUUUUUGUUCCUUCGUGAGAAUGCAAAUUUCUUGAGAACAGAUCAGAGGUUGAAGAUAGCUGCUCAAGAGGGAGACACCAAUGCCUUGUAUGAAAUUUUUUUGGAGGACCCAAAUGUUUUGGAACGAAUUGAUCAAGUGCCAUUUACAGAGACUCCAUUGCACAUUGCUGCAUCUGCAGGGAGAAUCAGGUUUGCUGAGGAAAUUAUGAGAUUAAAACCUUCUUUUGCUAGAAAGGUCAAUCAAGAUGGACUUAGCCCCUUGCACUUGGCUUUAGAGAACAAAAGGUUCAAAAUUGCCUUUAACCUACUUGCAAUGGAUAAAGAGCUUGUUCAUGUAAGAGGUAAAGGUGGUCUUACUCCAUUGCAUCACGCAGCAAAAGAAGGAAAUGAUGAUCUUUUGGCUAAAUUGAUUGCAACUUGCCCUAAAUCUAUUGAAGAUCUAACAGUUCGUAGAGAAACUGCACUGCAUCAUUUGUUGUCUCACUACAUCAAGUCUGUGGAAUGAUACAGAAGCGGAGAAGUAUUUUCGUCAAUAUUGUAGCUCUACUGUUGUUUUGCUGUUAUGGGACUUCGUUAUGCAGCAUUGGACCCCAUAGUGUAUCGACUCUUUUCAUUGUUCUCUACGUUUGUUUGUUCUCUAUCGCGAUACUGGUGAGAAGAGUCUUUCAUCAUCCAAAGGGGAAUAUUCAAAAACUCGCCAAAAUAGUGGCGAGACGCUGCAAAAGAUAUCAGGAUUAAUGGCUACCUUAACUUCUUGAGCUUCUGCUCUUCCUUUCCUUUCUUAGUUUUGCUAGUAUUUGGAAUUGGAUGUUAUGUCCUACUGUUGCAGGUGUUUAGUUUAUGUUUAGUGGGGAAGAAUACAAGGAUCCAUGAUAUGAUUGCACUACCUAGCUAGCCUUUGAUAUAAGAUUCAGCAAUGAAUGAAGUGUCCAUAA